AUGGAGACACCAAAUCCAGUAAAGCUAGGUGGUUUCUUAUUUGUACCUAAUGUUCAGGAAUUUGCCAAACAAUCGCCUGGAGAAGUCCCAGCUCGAUACAUACGCAAUGAUCAGGACCCAUUGAUUAACAACAUAUCUGGUACAUGUAUGUUAGAUCAGACAGUACCUAUUAUUGAUUUUCAGAAAUUACUAUCUCCUGUACCAAUUAUUGGAGAGUCAGAAUUGGACCAACUUCACUCUGCUUGCAAAGAAUGGGGUUUCUUUCAGGUGGUAAACUAUGGAAUCGACAAUUUAUUGGUAGAGAAAGUGAAAUCAGAAACUCAAGAUUUUUUCAAUGUCCCGAUGGAUGAGAAAAAUAUAUUUUUGCUGGAUGACGGAGACAUAGGAGGAUUUGGACAAGCCUUUGUUCAUUCAGAAGAGCAGAAGCUUGAUUGGGGAGAUAUGUUUUUCAUGCUGACUCUUCCCAAAACGUAUGAGGAAGCAUCGGCUAUUUCCUAA
This is a messenger RNA of Papaver somniferum (opium poppy), 498 nucleotides long. RefSeq names its product codeine O-demethylase-like. The transcript is spliced from 2 exons. The record is from RefSeq and is a predicted model, not a curated record. NCBI's taxonomy places the organism in Eukaryota, Viridiplantae, Streptophyta, Magnoliopsida, Ranunculales, Papaveraceae. The coding region runs from base 1 to 498 and encodes 165 amino acids.